Molecule: messenger RNA, 903 nt
Organism: Cucumis melo (muskmelon)
Lineage: Eukaryota; Viridiplantae; Streptophyta; Magnoliopsida; Cucurbitales; Cucurbitaceae
Product: 21.7 kDa class VI heat shock protein
Exons: 2
Coding region: 134-736 (200 amino acids)
Source: RefSeq, a predicted model, not a curated record
GCAUUUUCUCUUGUGCAAUGCCAUUCUUUUUCUCUCCCUUUGUCUUUACAUAUGUUGUAAUAUUAAUAGAGCUCCAAAACACUUCCAACUUUCUUCUUGCACCCUAGCCACAUACAACUUCUCUUCUUUAGUCAUGGCCACUCCGAAACAACUAGAAGUCCAUAAAGAAGAUCACUCUACUCCAUCCAAAUGGAGUGUCUCUUUGGGAGAAGAGGUUUUUAGAAGAUUUCUAGGUCAAGCUAAUUCAGCUAUACAAAAGGUGUUCGGUGAUGGCUCCUUGUUUAGUCCGUUGUUGUUCGGAAAAUUCUUUGACCCUGCCGAUGCUUUUCCGCUAUGGGAGUUUGAGUCUGAUCUAUUGUUGUCCAAUCUUCGCAUCUCUGGAAAAUCUUCAAUAGAUUGGUCUCAAACUGAUCAAGAAUACAUCCUACAAGCAGAGUUACUAGAAGCUUGGAGAAAUGCAUUACAAAUCUCCAUAGAAGAAGGUGGGAAGGUGUUAGAGAUAAGUGGUCAAUUGAGGGAGCAACAAAGAGAAGGCAAGACCACGGUCGAUUGGCGACGUGUCAAUUGGUGGGAGCAUGGAUUCGUUCGACGUCUCGAGUUGCCCGAAGAUGCUGAUUCGUCUAGAAUGGAGGCUCGUAUCAAGAAUGACUUGGUUCUUGAGAUCAAAAUUCCCAAGUUAGAAACCAAUCAAAGUAGUGAAUCAAAGAGCAAAGAUAAUUCUGAUGAAGAUGCUUGAGUUGUUUGUGACCAAAUUUCUAAUGGUAAAUGUGUUUAACUUAAACUUAAUUUACAUAUUCUAUGUGAUUUGUGACAAAACAACAAGACAUGGAUCUCAAAUAUGUGUAUGUUGUUGUUGUUAUUGCUGACCAACUUAUGUGGAUGAGAAUACAAACACUUUCAAAA